UAUGUCCCUUUGCAAGGCCAUUGCUCCUGUUCUCCACAAGCUUAGGACUUCUUCCUGGACAGCCAGCUGCUGGCAGUGGAAGAGGAAAGGAGGAGACAUCAUCGGUAUGAGGCUCCCAGGCCUGUUUGUUGCUGUCCUCUGGCUCCACGGUUUUUUGGCCAAGGAGGACUCAUGCCUCUCCCUGGAAGGGCAACCAGAUGGGGAGGGUGGAGGCACCCCCCUAAGCGUGAACAUCAGCAGCCAGGGAAGGCCUACCAGCCUCCUUCUGAGCUGGGCCGCAGCACAGUCGGGUGGGCUUGGCCAUGCCCUCCUCCUCACUCGUCUGAGCCCACUCGGCUCCUCCGAAGAGCAGCCGCUCCAGGCCCAUACCAAUGAUUCCAGCUUUGAGUUCCAAGACCUGGUGCCAGGGGGUCACUACCAGCUACAAGUGACCACCCUGCGAUCCUGUGGGCAGAAUGUCACCAUUACCCUCAUGGCCCGCACUGCCCCAUCUGUUGUUCAUGGACUGCAGCUCCGCAGCUGCAGAAGCCUAGGCAGCCUGGAAGCCUCAUGGGGUAAUGGCCCUGGGGAGCAAGACAGCUACCAACUGCUCCUGUUACACCAAGAAUCGCAGACAUUGGCCUAUAACAUCUCUGUGUCCCCAGACAUCCUGUCCUAUAAUUUUGGCAACCUCUUGCCAGGUAGCAAGUAUGUUUUAGAGGUUACCGCCUGGGCUGGUGAUCUCCAGGCCAAGACCAGCACUCACCAGUGGACAGACCCUGUGGCUCCAAAUCACCUGCUGCUGCAUGCGCUGGGCACCAGCAUCCUGCAAGCCUCCUGGAACAGCUCUGAGGGGGCAGCCUGGCUCCAUCUGGUGCUCACAGACCUCCUAAGUGGCUCAAACAUGACUGUGAUUGUCCAAAGAGGAGUGUCAAAUCAUACCUUCCUCCACCUGUGUCCAGGAACCCGCUAUGAGCUGACACUCAGGGCUGCUGCAGGGCCCCAUCAGGUCAUGGGGCCCAAUGCUACGGAGUGGACCUAUCCCUCUGCCCCAUUGGACCUGGUGCUGACUCCUGUGCCCUCUGGGCUCUGGGCAAGCUGGCAGCCAGGGCCAGGAGCCCGAGAUGGCUAUGUGCUGAAGUUAAGUGGACCAGAAGAGAAGAAUGUCACUCUGGGCCCUGAGGCCUACAAUGCCACAUUGCCAGGGCCCCUGCCCCCUGGACACUAUGGCCUGGAGCUGGAGGCUCUGGCUGGGCCCUAUGGUGCCCGUGCCCAGGCCAGUGCCUGGCUAGAUGACUCUGCAGCCCAAACGAGGCAGGGCUGUGGUGCCAAGCUGCAGCUGGAUGGUCUGGAGGCCACUAGGGAUCCUGGGAGGCGGGCACUGCUCUAUGCCGAUGGAGAUCCAGGCCUCCUGGGAAACAUCUCUGUGCCCUCUGGUACCAACCACAUCACCUUCUGCGGGCUGGUUCCAGGGGCCCGCUACCGGGUGGACAUUGCUUCAUCUCUGGGCAUCAUCACCAAGAGCCUCAAGGGCCACACAAGUCCCCUGGCACCACAGUCACUGAAGGUCACCGAUAGAGCCAGCCUGUCUGACCUGACCAUUGCCUGGGCCCCAGCACCAGGACAACGGGAAGGCUACCUGGUCACUUGGCACCAGGAAGGCAGCCAGAGGGCCCUGGGUGGCCUUGUUGACUUGGGCCCAGACAACUGCAGCGUAGCUCUGCGGGGCCUGGUGCCUGGCUCCUGCUACACUGUGUCAGUGCAGGCCUGGGCAGGAGACUUACGCUCCAGCCCCCAGAGGACCCACACCUGCACUCCUCCUGCUCCACCUGCCAACUUGAGCCUGGGCUUUGCUGUCCAGCCCCCUGUGCUGAAGGCUUCUUGGAGUCUCCCACCGGGUGGCAGGGAUGGUUUCCGGCUGAGGCUUUAUAGCCUGAAGCCCCUGGCUCUGGACAGCGAGGAGACUGUAGGCCCAGAGACCCAGAACUUCACUUGGGCCCAGCUGUCCAGAGGCUCUGAGUUCCUGGUGUGGUUGGCUACCCUGCGGGGCCUGGAGGAGAGCAGCAAUGCCAGCGCCACAGGCUGGACACCCCCCCUCGCCCCUCCUCAGGUGAAUGUGACCAGUGAAGGCCCCACCCAGCUCCGGGCAUCCUGGAUCCAUGCUCCUGGGGGCCGAGAUGGGUACCAUGUAGCCCUGUACCAGGCAGGUGUCCAGGUGGCCCUGGGCACCAUGGGCGCAGAGGUGAACUGGACAAGCUUUUCCAUGCUGACUCCAGGCACGGAGUAUGAGGUCGAGGUCUGUACGCAGGCUGGGCCCUUUCACACUGCAGCGGCCAAUGUUUCUGGCUGGACCUCCCCCCGCCUGCCGCAUGAGGUGUUGGUGUCCAUGCAGGCAAGCAGUGCUGUGGUCAGCCUGGUCUGGGCCAAUGGACCCCUUGGGCAGGGUGUGUGCCAUGCCCGGCUCUCAGAGUCGGGGCAUCUGUCCAGGGAACAGCCCCUGGUGCUAGGCCAGGCCCGCCUAGUGCUGAGGGGGCUCCCUCCAGGCCGCAGUCUCUCACUGUCAGUGCUGUGCCGUGCAGGGCCACUUCAGGCCUCUACCCACUCCGUGGUGCUGCCUAUUGAACCUGGCCCCGUGGAGGAUGUGCAGUGCCAACCUGAGGCCACCCACCUGGCCCUGAACUGGACAAAGCCUUCAGGGGACGCGAGUGCCUGUCUGGUGGUGGCUGAGCAGCUGGCUGCAGGAGGGGAUUCUCACCUCAUGUUCCAGGUCAACACCUCCGAGAAUGCGCUCAUGUUGUCCGGCCUGGUGCCUGCUACCUCCUACCGCCUCAGCCUCACUGUGCUGGGCAGGAAUGGUCAGUGGAGCCGGGCAGUCACGCUGGUGUGCACCACUUCUGCAGAGGCUUGGCACCCCCCAGAGUUAGCUGCGGCCCCCCAGCUGGAGGAUCCUGAGAUGGGCAUGGGGGUGGUGAUCACACGUGGCAUGUUUGGGAAGGAUGAUGGGCAGAUCCAGUGGUACGGUGUCAUUGCCACCACCAGCAUGGCGUUGGUUCGGCCCUCCCUGGAAGUCAUCAACCACACGUGGUAUGACCAUUACUAUGGAGGACACGACUCCUACCUGGCCGUCCUGCUUCCCAACCCCUUCUACCCAGGGCCCUGGAUGGUACCAAGGUCCUGGACAGUGUCUGUGGGCACAGAGGACUGUGGCCACAUGCGGGAGAUAUGUAACGGGCAUCUCAAGCCAGGUUUCCAGUAUAGGUUCAGUGUCGCCACCUUUAUCAGGUCCAGCUCCCCUGAGACCAUCAUCUCCUUCUCAGCCUUCUCAGAGCCCCGGACCAGCGUCCCCCUGGCAGCAGUGCCCCUGCCGGGCAUGGUGGGCCUCAUGGCAGGCUGCGUGCUCACUGUCUGUGCUGCACUGGGCCUGCUGGGCUGGUGGCGGAUGAAGGGCCAGAGGAUGGAGAAAGACAGCACGGCCCAUGAGCCUGCGCAGCAUGGGCCUCGGCGGACCCAUCGGCCCAUUUCCAUGCACAGCUUCCGGCAGAGCUUCGAGGCCAAGAGUGCCCACGCACACCAGGCUUUCUUUCAAGAGUUUGAGGAACUGAAGGAGGUGGGCAGGGAGCAACCCAGACUGGAGGCUGAACACCCUGCCAAUAUUACCAAAAACCGUUACCCACACGUGCUGCCCUAUGACCACUCCAGGGUCAGGCUGGCCCAGCUGGAGGGAGAGCCCCACUCCGACUACAUCAAUGCCAACUUCAUCCCAGGCUACUCUCACCCGCGAGAGUACAUUGCCACCCAGGGGCCUCUCAAGAAGACGCUGGAAGACUUCUGGCGGCUGGUGUGGGAGCAGCACGUCCACAUCAUUGUCAUGUUGACUGUGGGCAUGGAGAAUGGGAGGGUGCUGUGUGAACACUACUGGCCAGUGAAUGCCAUCCCUAUCACCCACGGACACAUCACCAUCCACCUCCUGGCUGAGGAGCCCAGGGACGAGUGGACCAGGAGGGAUUUCAGGCUGCAGCACGGUGCCCGACAGCGGACAGUGAGGCAGCUGCAGUUCACCACCUGGCCAGACCACAGCAUCCCCGAGGCCCCUGGCCCCCUUCUCGCAUUUGUGGAGCUGGUCCAGGAGCAGGUGAGAGCCACCCAGGGCACAGGGCCUGUCCUGGUGCACUGCAGCGCGGGCGUGGGCCGCACGGGCACUUUUGUGGCCCUUUUGAGGCUGCUGCAGCAGCUGGAGGAGGAGCAGGUGGUGGAUGUGUUCAACACAGUGUACACGCUCCGGCUACACCGGCCCCUCAUGAUCCAGACCCCGAGCCAGUACAUAUUCCUGCACAGCUGCAUACUGAGCCGGAUUGUGCAAGGGCCCUCGGGCAUCUCUGAGACUGGACCCAUCUCUGUGGCCAGCUUCCCACAGGCAUGUGCCAAGAGGGCAUCCAAUGCCAAUGCUGGCUUUCUGAAGGAGUACAAGCUCCUGCUGCAGGCUCUCAAGAAGGAGGCUGGCUCUUCCUCGCACUCUUCUGGCUACGAGCAGGAUAGCACUGUCUCCUGUGCUGGCUCUCAGUCUCAGCUUUCUGCCAUGGAAGAGAGCUCUGUGGAUGCUGUCCUGGAAGCCUGGCUCUUCCCUGGUGGACCUUUGGGCCGAGAUCAUGUGGUGCUGACAGGGCCUGCAGGGCCCGAGGAGCUCUGGGAGCUGGUGUGGAAGCAUGGGGCCUGCGUGCUGGUGUCCUUGAGCCCACCUGACCCCCAGGAGAAGCCACAGGCAUUCUGGCCAACUGAGACACAGCCCAUCGUCACAGGCGUGGUGACCGUGCACUGGGUGGGGGACAGCAGCACUGCCAACUGGCCCUGUACUCUCUUCAGGGUCACACACGGAGAGAGUGGGACUGAGAGGCUAGUGCAGCACCUGCAGUUCCCAUGCCAGGAGCCUGGGCACGAGCUGCCUCCUACCACUCUACUGCCUUUCUUGGCUGAUGUGGGCCAGUGCUGCUUCCGGGGCAAGAACAAGAAGCCUGGUACACUACUCAGCCACUGCAGCAAGGGUGCAUCCCAGCUGGGCACCUUCUUGGCCAUGGAGCAGCUGCUGCAGCAGGCGGGGGCUGAGCAGACUGUGGAUGUCUUUAAAGCAGCACUGCAGCAAUCACAGGCCUGUGCCCUCAUGACCCCUACUCUGGAGCAGUACAUCUACCUCUACAACUGUCUGCGGAGUGCACUGGUGGAGGAGCUGGCCUGAAUGCAGGAGCCGCCUGUACUCUGUCAGCCCUCCCCCGGGAAGACCCCUGCCUGGCUUCCAGGAGAGCAGCUGCUACCUUGGCA
Octodon degus (degu) is the source of this 5292-nucleotide messenger RNA. Its product is annotated as receptor-type tyrosine-protein phosphatase V. Gene Ontology annotation, molecular function: cadherin binding; protein tyrosine phosphatase activity. NCBI's taxonomy places the organism in Eukaryota, Metazoa, Chordata, Mammalia, Rodentia, Octodontidae. The coding region runs from base 2 to 5209 and encodes 1735 amino acids. Gene Ontology annotation, biological process: protein dephosphorylation; angiogenesis. The record is from RefSeq and is a predicted model, not a curated record. The transcript is spliced from 34 exons.